This is a messenger RNA of Nicotiana tabacum (common tobacco), 2381 nucleotides long. RefSeq lists its product as uncharacterized. NCBI's taxonomy places the organism in Eukaryota, Viridiplantae, Streptophyta, Magnoliopsida, Solanales, Solanaceae. The record is from RefSeq and is a predicted model, not a curated record. Gene Ontology annotation, molecular function: protein binding.
UCUCCCUUCGUCCCUUUCUGGACACAAAAAUCACUAAUGUCUUUACCAAAUGAUUAUGUCUCCUGUUAUUCAUUACGGAACCAGUGGCCAAUUGGCGAAUUCAGAAUUGUAAUUCUGAGCUGGCGAGCAUACUUCCUGCAAAAGAGCAUGCAGAUGCGACAAAAUCUUCUUUUUAGAUCCAGUCCAGCUAUAUGCCGUCAUGGUGUGUGGGAUCUUGUCCCUGUUUAUCUGAAGCAUCACGUUGAUCCAAUCAAACGCAAGAUGCUACAUACGUCUAUUCAGCUUAUAUUGCAAAGUAGAGCUAAAAGAUGUGGCUUUUUAGUUAAUUGUCGUUUUGGAACCAUUGACUACUCGAGUAAUGAGCAGCAGAGUUUUCAUAUAAAUGGUGAGGAGAUUUCUUAUGAUUUAUACAAUGCAUCCAUUUGUGAGUUGUGUAGUGAAGGUGAUGUUGAUAAGGCAAUGGGGUUGCUUUCCCAGAUGGAGGCUUUGGGUUUUCAUGCAAAUUAUUUGUCUUAUUCCAGUUUGAUCGCUGCUCUUGGAAGUGUUGGCAGGACCUUGGAAGCUGAUGCAAUCUUUCAUGAAAUGUUAUCUUCUGGUCGCAGGCCAGGGGUAAAGGUGGUCAAUGCGUUACUUAGGAGCUUCUUGCGAAAAGGCUUCUUAAGGCUAGCAGAUAAGGUCUUGAUGUUUCUUGAAGAUUUGGAUGUUGAGAGAAACCAAGAAACUUAUGAGAUCUUGCUUGAGUAUUAUGUCAAUGCUGGGCGGUUGGAGGAUACUUGGUCGAUUGUCUCCAAAAUGAGGAGAGAAAGUUAUGGUUUAAAUUCUUUUGUGUAUAGUAAAAUAAUUGAACUGUAUAGGGACAAUGGGAUGUGGAAAAAAGCACUAGGCAUUGUGGAAGAGAUCCGUGAGAUGGGGUUACGAUUGGAUAAGCGUCUCUUUAAUAGCAUCAUUGAUACUUUUGGCAAGUAUGGUGAGUUGGGAGAGGCCUUAGAAGUGUUUGAAAAAAUGCGCCGAGAUGGCAUAAAGCCUGAUUUUCGAACAUGGAAUUCUUUGAUCCGGUGGCAUUGCAAGUUUGGGCAUCUUGAUACUGCUAUAGAUUUGUUCGAUGAGAUGCAAGAACAAGGACUAUACCCUGAUCCAAAGAUCUUCAUUAUCAUUAUUACCCAUUUAGUGGAGCAGGGUAGGUGGGAUGUUAUCAAUAAAAUUCUCAAGAAUAUGCAAGGGAGAGGACAUCACAAGAGUGGGGCUAUUUACGCUGUCUUGGUUGAUAUUUAUGGCCAGCAGGGUAGAUUUCAGGAUGCAGAGUAUUGUUUAAAUGCUCUGAAAUUGGAAGGUCUUCAGCUUUCACCUAGCAUCUUUUGUGUCCUGGCCCAUGCCUAUGCUCAGCAGGGAUUAUGUGAGCAGACUGUAAAGGUUCUGCAGAUAAUGGAAGCCGAAGGAAUGGAACCAAACCUUAUAAUGCUAAAUGUGCUUAUCAAUGCUUUCGGGACUGCUGGUAGGCAUAUGGAGGCACUAUCAAUUUACCAGCACAUAAGGGAGAUGGGUAUUACUCCUGAUGUGGUUACUUAUAGUACUUUAAUGAAGGCUUUUAUGAGGGCUAAGAAGUUUGAUCAGGUCCCCAAGAUAUAUAGUGAAAUGGAAUCCGCUGGAUGUACGCCAGAUAGAAAGGCUAGAGAAGUGUUGCAAUCAGCAUUGAUGAUCCUUGAACAAAGACAUUGUUAGUUUACAUACAACUUGUUAGCCUAUUCGGCUCUAACAAUGCUGUUGUUAGCUUCUUCAUUCAGAAGAUGACGUACAGCACCAAAAACUAAAAAGCACUUUUGAUGCUACUCACUGUUAUCCACAAUCUUUGAGGACUUUGAUACUCAACUUAUUGCUGUACCACUUCUUGGUGCCUUAUUUAGGUUACGUAUCUUCCUGAAAUGAAGUUACGGCAGAGCAGCUUGUCAUUUCUGAGGUUUCAGUAAAUGACACCCAGCCUGUGCCUUUUAAAGGAACUAACUUGUACUAGCAAGGAUACUCAGUAACAGCAAGGUGUCCUGGGCACCUUCAGGCUUCACUUAUCUUCUUCUGCCGUUCAAGUGCCAUUUUUUUCUCCAAUUGUACUUCUGUUUUCUGCAUUAUUGCUAUCUCAACAGGGUGAGAAAUGGUUCACCUUGGUUUUCCUAGUCACAAGCUCAAUUAGAUGCGAUGAAAGAUCAGAAUCUGCAUGUUUCUUGAAUAACUUGAUGCUGCGGAGAUUGUAUUUGCUUGCUGAUAAUGUAAUAAAUUUAACUUAUAUAUGCUGAUAGUGUUGUUGAUAUUUUACACUAUUAGUGUGUUCUAACUUGUUAUAGCAGAUUGUUUACUUUAUUUAUAUAUUACCAAAUUAGGCUUAAUAUGGA